Molecule: messenger RNA, 2838 nt
Organism: Ogataea haglerorum
Lineage: Eukaryota; Fungi; Ascomycota; Pichiomycetes; Pichiales; Pichiaceae
Exons: 1
Coding region: 1-2838 (945 amino acids)
Biological process (GO): mismatch repair
Cellular component (GO): nucleus
Molecular function (GO): ATP-dependent DNA damage sensor activity; mismatched DNA binding; ATP binding
Source: RefSeq, a predicted model, not a curated record
AUGAUACGUGUGGGGCCUAAACUUGUUUUGAAAAGGUUCCACAGCUUGGUCAAGCCACGCCAAGUUGUCCGCAUUCCUCUGAAUAUACGCGCUCCUCUCCAGUCGAUCCAAGCAUGUCAAAACAAGGAACAAGCUUCUCUCGAGGAGACUCCCGGGGAAGCUAAAGGCCGCAAGAAAGCGAAAAAGAAAGCGAAAACGAAAACAGUCCAGGAUGACGAAAUCGACCAGUUUGGAGACCGUGGUGCCAAACCUGACGUCGAACUCACGUAUUUCUAUCAGACCUUGAAAGAUAUUGUCGACCAAUAUCCUGAAGAUCAGUACGUCGUCUUGAUCCAGGUUGGAUCGUUCUACGAGCUUUAUUUUCAGCAGGCUGAGAAACAUGCGUCUAUGUUGGGCCUAACGUUGAGCAAGAGAGUUCUCAAAAAUUACGAGAUAUCCUUUGCUGGCUUUCCUGACUAUAAACUUGAAAAAUACCUCCAGAUCGCUUUCGGCCAAGGCCUUAAAGCUGUUGUUUGUGAUCAGCAAACCACUGCGCAGAAUGUGAUUGUGAGACCAGUGACUAGGCUCGUCACCCCAGGAACUAUCAUUGACGAGGCAUUGAGAGAUUAUCAUCGCACGAACUAUUUACUUGCUAUCCAAUUUCCUGCAGACCCGUUUAAGAAAGAUGCGCUAGGUCAAAAGAUAGGUUUAUGUUGGGUAGAUGUUGGCCUAAGUCAAUUCCAUGUGCUUGAGACUAACAUGAAUGAGCUUAUGGCCAACAUAACUAGGAUCAAUCCAAGUGAAAUUCUAAUAGCCAAUGAUCUGGAUAUCGAUUCUCUGAUCACAGGAAAAUGGUUUCCCGAAUUGGGAGAACUAAAGAAGUACUAUAUAAGCAGGUACUCGCUGCCGUCAGUCAGUACAUCACUUCUCGAUUUUGCGAACCGCUUCUCCGAAAAUAAGCGGCUUGUCCAAAGCCGUCUGGAAAAGCUUUCGCAAAAAGAAGCUGGAGCUGCAAAAAUUUUGCUGCACUACUUGAACGAGUGUCUGCCGUUCUACAAACUGAGCUUUGACUUGCCCAAACGGUCGUUGCCGAAUACUCUUAUGCAUAUUGAUCCGCGCGCAGCACAAGAUCUGGAGCUCACGGAGACCAUCGUGGGUGGCUUCCGAACUGGAGCUCUUGCAUCCAUAAUUGAUAAGACGUGUACGGUACAGGGCUCCCGACUGCUUAAUACGUGGCUUCUCUCUCCGUCCACCGAUGUUGAGGAGAUAAAGAAACGCCAAAAGUAUAUUGAGGUUUUUCUAGACAACCGCAUGUUCGUUCAGGAGUUGAUCCAGCUGUUACGCAAAACCACUGAUUUAGGGCGAAUUGUGCGCCGUGCAGAUAACAAAAGGGCAGAUAUGGGCGAGUACUUGGAGUUGGGGCAUACCAUCAUGAUAAUCGAUGAAAUUUACAAGAUGGUGAAGGAUUGUCCGGAUAAAAAACUAGUCAAUCUUGUCUUGCCUUUAUUCGAAAAAUUCAAGGAAUAUUCAGCUCUCAUGAGCUUGUCUCAAUCUAUCAUCAACACAAUCAAUCCUCAAACUCUUCGGGUGAAGAUUGACACGAACAGAAACGACUCGGAAGUGCUCCGUAAGUACUGGUUUUUGAAGCCAACUGCUUCUUCAAGACUUGCAGAACUCAGAGACAAAUAUGAUCAACUUGAGCUUCGUUUUCAGGCCCUUACACAACAACUGACAGCAAAAUUUGAGAAAUAUGGUUAUCAAGGAGGUUUUAACUUGAUUCGUGACCCUCGGACCGGUGAUUUCAUUAUUGAUGUUCGGUCGUCUAGAAAGUCUUUUAAGAGCCUUGUCGACAAUAUGGACCUUCAGCUUCGUGAACGAACAAAGUCAAGUGCCAAAUUCUGGACAAUAGAAUGGCAAACUUUAGGUAUAGAGAUGCUCUUUGUUGAGCAAGAGAUUUUGAGAGAAGAAGAGAGAAUUAUAUCUCUGAUUCAAGAGACUCUACUCUCACUUUCUACAGAAUUACGCCAGGUUGCUCCCAUCAUUGAAUUUCUAGACGUGUGCUCAUCAUUUUAUCUGCUAGCUUGGGAAAAAAGUCUUGUCAAGCCGACUGUGGACCGGAGUACCAAAUUCGAGAUAGAAAAUGGCCGACAUUUGGUGGUGGAAGAAGGUUUGCGUGGACGGGUGACUGGAGUCGAAAAUUUUACAGCCAAUAGUUGCACUCUGGAUUCCGGCCGUGGAUGGGUAAUCACGGGCCCAAAUAUGGGUGGUAAAAGCACCUUCUUACGACAAAAUGCAUUGAUUGCAAUUUUGGCGCAGAUAGGCUCGUAUGUUCCUGCGACAAAAGCACAUAUCGGGAUCAUAGAUAAGGUUUUCACUAGAGUUGGAGCUUCUGACAACAUUUUCAGACAUCAGUCAUCGUUCAUGGUUGAGAUGAACGAAACUGCUAUCAUUCUGAGGGAUUCUACGGAAAGAUCGUUGGCUAUAGUUGAUGAGCUUGGCCGAGGAACAUCAGCAGUCGAAGGUAUAACUAUCGCAUAUGCAUCUUUGGCUCAUCUAGUAAAGAAUAAGAAUUGCAAGGUGCUCUUUGCAACACAUUUCGGUCCCGAGAUCCACAAGCUAAUGCAAGAUGAUAAGGAGCUAGAGCGGCGUACGGAUUUCUAUCAGACUACUCUGACCAGAAUACAUGACGGCGAUCUGCCGAUCGAUGAAAAGCUCAUUUUUGACCAUAAACUUAUUCCCGGAAUCAGUUCCCAUUCGCAUGCUUUCGAAAUCGCACAACUGGCUGGCUUUCCCUCCGAUGCAUUAGAGCUGGCCAGAAAUACAUACGUCAAAGCGACUUCAGGUUUAUACAAAACUUAA